AUGCUGGCAGCAGCUUCUGACUGUUGGCUUUUGCCUUUGCUUGUAUUAUUGGCAGGGCACGGAUGUGAUGGACAGGAGGCGCAACAGCCACGGCCCGUUACAACAUCUGUUGCGGUGGACGGCACAUCAGUGAACGAGUGGCGCGGCUACUACAAAAAGGAGCAUUCGCUGGUCAAGCCGUAUCAAGGUCACUUAGUUAUAUUUUCGUUUAAUUAUUGA
Gongylonema pulchrum is the source of this 219-nucleotide messenger RNA. The record is from the annotation of a GenBank genome assembly. Lineage: Eukaryota; Metazoa; Nematoda; Chromadorea; Rhabditida; Gongylonematidae.